Molecule: messenger RNA, 297 nt
Organism: Triticum turgidum subsp. durum (durum wheat)
Lineage: Eukaryota; Viridiplantae; Streptophyta; Magnoliopsida; Poales; Poaceae
Source: the annotation of a GenBank genome assembly
AUGCACCUACACGGGUACAGCUUCUACGUGGUCGGGAGAGGGUCUGGUAACUUUGACAGGCACAAGGACCCGGCCACGUACAACUUGGACGACCCACCGUACCAGAACACGGUCUCCGUGCCCAAGGCUGGUUGGGCCGCAAUCCGCUUCCGGGCGGCGAAUCCAGGUGUAUGGUUCAUGCAUUGCCAUUUUGAGCGACACAUGGUGUGGGGGAUGGAGACCGUGUUUAUUGUGAAGAACGGCAAGGCUGAAGAAGCUCAUAUCAUGCCGCCACCUCCAAAUAUGCCAAAGUGCUGA